AUGAAGAGAGGCUGCCUGGACAAGUGCGAAGUGGGCGUGGGGAGAGUCUGGGGGCUGGACAGGUUUGACUUUCUUGUCUCUGAAGCACGCAGCCUCCCUAUUUUCCUGGGCGCCAAGUCCCGGGAGGCCGCGGUAGAGCGCAGAGCGCGUGUGCUCCGGGUAGGGGGAAGGGCAGGUGGGAGAGGCGGGGCCUCGGGCUGGGCGGGAGCUGGGCCUCCGGCCGCGGGCGGGGCUCCUCCGGCGGGGCGCGGGAGUCUGGGGGACCCGCUUCCCCCUCUCCGCCCGCGGAGGCGCCUGGCCCCUCCUCCCCCCGCCGCCCCCACUCUUGCCGCGGCUGUCAGAGAUAAACCGAGCGGUUGCCUGCAGGAGCAGCAGCAGUGGGCGAUCCGGCCGCGAAGAGCCCCAGGCGCGGCCUCGCCUCCCCGGCCUGGCUCGCCGGUCAGUACCGCGGACAGCACAGCGCGCCUCGGCGGGACCUCGCUGCCUGACCGCCCACCAGUGCGUCUGAGCCCCGGCCUGCGGCGUCUGUAUCAGCACCGCGGACAGCGCCCCGGGCCCCACCUGGCCGCGGCCCCUGGCCCACCACUCCCCGCGUCAGCACCGUGGACAGUCCCCUCCCUCGCCCUCCUGGCUGCGGGCUGCAAGCUGGAACAUGGCCACCGAGAGAGCAGAACCUUAGCCUGUGCCUCCUUUCUGUCUUCUCAGGUUCACAAUCUGCAGGAGCUCCGGCGAAGUGCCUCCUUGGCCACCAAAGUCUUUAUCCAAAGAGACUAUAGUGAAGGCACCAUCUGUCAGUUCCAGACCAAAUUCCCCCCAGAACUGGACAGCCGGAUCGAGCGACAGCUCUUUGAGGAGACCGUGAAGACCCUCAACAGCUUCUAUGCAGAGGCGGAGAAGAUUGGGGGCAGCUCCUACCUCGAGGGCUGCCUGGCCUGUGCCACAGCCUACUUCAUCUUCCUCUGCAUGGAGACCCACUAUGAAAAGGUUCUCAAGAAGAUCUCUCGCUACAUCCAGGAGCAGAAUGAGAAGGUCUUUGCUCCUCGAGGCCUCCUGCUCACAGACCCAGUGGAGCGUGGGAUGAGGGUCAUCGAGAUCUCCAUCUACGAGGACCGCUGCAGCAGUGGCAGCUCCAGCAGCGGCAGCAGCAGCGGCAGCGGAGGAAGCAGCAGUGGCGGGGGUGGCGGGGCAGGGGCCCGGUGA
This is a messenger RNA of Elephantulus edwardii (Cape elephant shrew), 1200 nucleotides long. RefSeq lists its product as uncharacterized. NCBI's taxonomy places the organism in Eukaryota, Metazoa, Chordata, Mammalia, Macroscelidea, Macroscelididae. The record is from RefSeq and is a predicted model, not a curated record. Gene Ontology annotation, cellular component: palmitoyltransferase complex. The coding region runs from base 1 to 1200 and encodes 399 amino acids. The transcript is spliced from 6 exons. Gene Ontology annotation, biological process: protein targeting to membrane; peptidyl-L-cysteine S-palmitoylation.